AGUACCAUCUGUAGGUUAACCCUAGGCAGGUGCAAUACUGUCUUUGUUUUGCGUAGUUUAAAAUAAUUGAACAAACACCGAGGCAGGGCUGUGAUCUAGCUGAGAAAGUUUUAUAGUCUCAUGCACCCCUACAUCCACCCUGGCUUCCAAGUGAUGAAUUUUCAAUCCCCAGAGCAAGUUCUUGCAGCGGAGCAGCUCCCGGUGCGUUGAACAAGGCGCUCGGGAACAGAUCUGCAGAAGCCCAGCGUACUGCACUACCCUUGCCGCAGCUAAAAUGAUAUGAUUCCAACUCCCAAAAGGCACGAAAUGGGUAAAGCGGUUGCGUCCUGGCUGAAGGCUUGUCGGAUAGGGCCCAUGCACAUGGUGGAGGAGCUACGACCUUCCCCCCCGUGGAGUGGCGCUGCAGGCCGGAGUCCGUAGCCGCGUGUGAGCUAAGCAAGCUCGGGCGGCUCUGCACGAUGCACUGUACCGUAGUGGAGUACAGCGGCUGGAAGGAGGGCUACCCGUGUGGCUACUGCGCCUCCGCCCAGGGGAAAGUCUCCACUGGCAUGUGGGCGCAUUCAAUGACUGUUCAAGAUUACCAGGAUCUGAUAGACAGAGGAUGGCGAAGAAGUGGGAAGUAUGUCUACAAGCCCAUUAUGAAUCAAACGUGUUGUCCUCAGUAUACAAUAAGAUGUCGACCUUUACAUUUUCAACCUUCCAAAUCUCACAAGAAAGUUCUAAAGAAAAUGUUGAAAUUUCUUGCUAAAGGGGAUUCUUCCAAAGUGGCUGGUGAUGAAGAACCUAUGGAUUCCCACAGAGAAGACGCUGUUGCUUGCAGUUUUGUAUUAAAAAAUGACUCUGACAUCAGUCAAUCUGAACUGAAACCUCUAAGUGUGGAGGAGACGGAGAGGGUGGAGACUGAAGAUAAUAACGAGGAGGAGGAAAUGAAAAAAGGAGUAACUAUGAAGAAAGUGGAGUCAGAGCCUCCCCAGACAUGUGUGGAUAAAGACAGCACAGGAUCUGGUGAACGAUCAGAUUCAGCUAAACUUGUUCAUACAACACCUAAACCAGGAAAAGGGGCUGAUUUGAGCAAGCCGCCCUGUCGAAAAGCUAAGGACAUUCGGAAGGAAAGAAAAUUGCACAAGCUUCUUCAAAACCAGCCACACACACUUGAAGGCUCUCCAAGUCAAGUGGAACCUCAGAUUUUACUCUCUCAAAACUCUAAAUCUAAAGCGAAUCAACCUAAGUCCAUUGAAGACUUCAUUUUUGCCUCCUUACCUGAUGAUGCCACACAUCAGUUAGAGGUGAGGUUAGUACCUGUCUCCUUUGAAGACCCACAGUUUAAUUCAUCCUUCAGCCAGUCAGCUACUUUAUUUGCCAAGUAUCAGAUGGCUAUACACAAGGAUACACCUUCUGAAUGUGGCGAGUAUGAGUUCACAAGAUUCCUCUGCGAUUCUCCACUUGAGGCAGAGAAUCCUCCCAGCGGUCCUGAUUGUGGUUAUGGUUCUUUUCACCAGCAGUAUUGGCUAGAAGGGAAGAUAAUUGCUGUGGGUGUAAUUGAUGUUCUUCCAUACUGUGUGUCCUCUGUGUAUCUGUACUAUGAUCCUGACUAUACCUUCCUAUCUUUGGGAGUCUACUCUGCAUUAAGGGAAAUUGCUUUCACGAGGCAACUUCAUGAAAAAGCUUCUGAGCUGUGCUAUUACUAUAUGGGUUUCUACAUUCAUUCAUGUCCUAAAAUGAGAUAUAAGGGUCAGUAUAGGCCGUCUGACUUAUUGUGUCCAGAGACAUAUGUCUGGGUACCCAUUGAGCAGUGUCUACCUACACUUGAGCACUCUAAAUAUUGUCGCUUCAACCAGGACUUAAAAGCAGUUGAUGAAGGUUGUAUUAAAGAGCUGGGCCGAGUUCGGGUUCUUCACAAGAGAACUGUAAUGCCUUACAGCAUGUAUAAGAAAAGACGGAAGGGGCCAAGCGAUGAAGCCAGCGUUCAGCAGUAUGCAAGUUUGGUGGGACAGACAUGUUCAGAAAGGAUGUUGUUGUUUAGAAGUUAAAGAGUUAUUAAAUGGCUCUUCUAUGCCACUAUAUUUUAUUGCACUGCUGUUGGAUGAUAAAUAAUACAGUUCUGUAUGACUAUUAAAAUAGAGCAGUAUAAAAUAUAGAUAUCUGUAAUAGGCUAUUAUGAAUACAUGCUAGUAUGCUUACAAGCAAAAUCCGUUAACACUUCAAAUGAUUUACAGCAAGGCUUCAGCAAUAUGUGGAGUGUCUUAGCUAAACUUGCUUGCAGGAAUUUUUAAAAAUUGGGUACUUUUGGCCUUUCUUUGCAUUCUGAAUACCUUGAAGUACCCAAGUGAACUGAAUACCAAAUUAUUAUUUUUUUCUGUAGAGGCAAAGGUUAACUGUAACUCUCCUCCAGAUGAACAAUACAUCUGUUAGAAAAUCUCUCAUAUGGCUCCCUAGAAAUCUGUGAUUAAAAAUUGUAGAAGUUAUAGUGAAAUGUGUGUAACUCUUAGGUUUGUACAUGAACUAAUGCAAGAGACUUGAAGUGUGCAGUUACUUAAUACAGAAUGCUACACUAUUAUAUCAUAGUUUAUUACCAUGUAAUGUAAAUGUAUACGGUGGCUCAUAAUUUCACUGGAACCAUUUUAUGUUAUUUUUAAAUAAUGUGUAUUACAGUGACGGAGAUCACACUGAACUUGGAAAUUAGAUUGAUUUCUCAGUGAAAAGGGUGAUAAAGUUUUGGAAAGCUUUCCCCUUUAGAGAUGAAACUGAGUAGUUCCAUUAUAAAAUUACUAAAGAGAUACUGCUAAGUGGUACAGUGCGUAAAUAUGCUAGCCUUUUACUUCUGAAAAGGGUUCAUAUUGGAAUGUGGAUCACAUGUGUAACUGAGUUUGGUAGCUAGCUCAUGCUUAUGUGUACAUAUUACAAAACCAUACUCAAAAAACACCCAGGCCUUGACAUGAAGUACCACUGCUAUUCCGCACUGAGGUUCAUUUGAAGAAUUGUGUGGGGAAGCUUGCACAGCACCUACCUAUUCUGUAGGCCUUAUAGCUAAGAGUGUUAGCAUCCCUGGCCUUCAUUUACACUGCAGCCACUCAUAGGAUGACACAUUUCAUUUUAUUUUUGAAUAAAUAUUUGUACUAGUUUAAAAAUUCAAGAGGUUGUGUUGCUUUAUUAUAAGCACUAUAUUAUCUCAUAUAUUUGAAUAUUAUGUGUGCUCUUUUGCCAUCUUUGUGUCAGUAUCUGCUGAUAGAACCCAGUUUUUAGAUAGAUCAUCAAUAGGUUGCAAUAUCAUAAAACUGCACACAUUUGGAGUUUUGUUAAUGUUUUUGCUAAAGGAAUCAGUACUUAAACUGAAUCAGUUCGAAGUUACAUAUUAUCCUUUCAAGAAAGUGAUUCCUGUUGGGAAAAAAAGUGUCUUUAGGUGCUUACACUCUAAUGUACAUAACCUGUGGAUUUAAAAACCAUCUUCAAUCCUUUAGGAACUUUGAUUUAAUUUUAAAUAGGAGCCAUGUACAAACUUUGGCACUAAUGAUAAUUAAUUGGAAAUGGAACAAGAAUAACUAAUUGAGGUCCAAGCAAUGAAAUUCAGGAAGCCAUUUUUUCUUCCGUUCUACUCCCCAUUUAUGAUGAUCGUAAUAUUUGGUUUCAAUUCAAGUUCAAGAAUAUUUUUGGGAACUCUUGUAUUUUACUCAACAUGGUUACUGCAUUGGUCUAGUCAAAGUCAUGUGGCAAUAAAGAAAUGAUUAUAAGUGUUAGCAUCACAUCAAAAGUGUGAUGGUCAAGCAGUUAGAAUUCAGAGGUAGUUUCCAUAUGCUGUAAUUCACGUAGUUUAUCCAUGAUUCAACUGAUAGUAUUUUCACAGAAGAAAUACCUACAGUCUUGUUUUUCAAUGUGGCCUAAACAGUUGAUUUCUUUCUAAAGAGGAAAUACUCUUCCUACACUGUGUUAAUGCUUCGAGUGAUGCACAGUGACAACACAAAAUAUAACCUUUUUAAUACUUUCUACCUACAAAAUAUAUUGAAAUGUAGUAAUAUCCAAAAAUAACUUUUAAUGUAAUAUACAUUUAUACAAAUUGAUCAGAAGAGCAGCAGCUCCCAGGGGUCUUGGUAUUAAAAUGCAACACUAUGGAUGGUAGGCUUCAGACUUACCAGGUUUAUUUUGGUUUGCGGACACUUGCGCAUUUCAUACUAAGGCCCCUAAUUGUCUGGGGUUAUUCUUUUGAAGAGCAGAGCUCUUGCUGUGCACUCAAUUAACGGAGGCACAGAAGGGUACAGAGAUGAUGCUCAAACUUAGGAUAGGCUUUUCCAAAACACUCAGUGUUGGCCUAGCUCUACUCCCCUUGAAGUCAUCAGUUAAAGCUUGCAUUAAUUUCAAAGGGAGAAGAGCUAGGGUAAUGCUGAGUGCUUUUGGUCCCAUCCUUAAUGCCUCAGAUAGAUAUAUUAGGUUGGUUUUUUUAAUUAAAGAAUGUUACAAUUCUUGGAAAGAUGCUUUGACCAGAUAUUCAAUUAAAGAAAUAUGAGUUAUUUAACCAAUUGAAAUUUGAGGACUGUCAGGCUUGAUGUUGCCCUGUAUAGUUUGACAAGAUAAUGUACUUGUCCAUUUCCUAAAUGAACACUGAAUAGGUGUCGCCGCUCUCCAAAUUUCAUUUCAAUUGCAAUGCUAUGGCUAUGUGGACUUUUGUAUUCUUUCUGUUAAACUUUACCACUUAGUUCAUCCAAUCUAAAAGACUGAGAUCUGAUUUAUUUUUUCUUUUCUGUUAUUUCAAAGGAGAUUAUUAAUACAGUAUUUGUCAGCACCGCGCACUCUACUCUUGUUUUGGAAAUGUUAAAAAAUACCUAGGGUGAAAUCAAUGGGAGUUUUGUCGUGGACUUCAGUGGGACUGGGAUUUCACCACUAGUCAUUUUUAAUUUAGUAUGAUGUCAUGUCGUUGAGAACUACUUUAAUUAGAAGUUCUGAAUUUAGGAAAAAAUAUUUUAAACAUUACUUUUUUUUCAGUGUCAGUAAAAGCUGGAAAGAAUUACUCUCCAAAUGCUAGGUUAAUUUUUUAAAAAUCUGUGUGGUUUCUAAAUGAACAGAAAAAAGUCAAGAAAAUGCAAAAUGAUGGCAAAUACUAAUAGAAUAUUUAAUUUUAAUUAGAAUUAGCUGAGAAGCAUAUUAAUUUCCAUCAUCAACAGACUUCAGCAAAUGUAAAGGAAAGACUUGCCUGCAUGUUGAGUUUAUUGUAUUUGUAACUGCUUUUCAGCUGGUCUGCUUGACAUUUCAAUACAAUAAAUAAAGUGAUUUCCUGUUU
Gopherus evgoodei (Goodes thornscrub tortoise) is the source of this 5269-nucleotide messenger RNA. It is a transcript of the gene ATE1, whose product is annotated as arginyltransferase 1. Gene Ontology annotation, biological process: protein arginylation. Gene Ontology annotation, cellular component: cytoplasm. The coding region runs from base 459 to 2030 and encodes 523 amino acids. The transcript has 12 exons. Gene Ontology annotation, molecular function: arginyl-tRNA--protein transferase activity. NCBI's taxonomy places the organism in Eukaryota, Metazoa, Chordata, Testudines, Testudinidae. The record is from RefSeq and is a predicted model, not a curated record.